GCAAGUCAGCUUAGGUAUUGAGCGAAUAUUUUAUGCAUAAAUACACGUCAACACAUACCAUUUGUUAAGCUUUGCAACCGUACUAUUUUUAUUCCUGCCUUAGGCAACAACGAAAUUAAAUGGGACAGCAUUAAGCAACGUUUUUUCAACGAUUCCGUCAGCAAACAGAUAGAAGCUACAUCUAAUCGUGUGCGUAGCUUAUCAUUCACCCUCAAUUUUCAACACAAGUGGCGAUGUUUUUAAAUCUUAACUUGAUACUGCAUCCUUCAAAAAUAGAGAAAAGGCCGAAAUCUUUUCACACGUCACCAGUAUUUGAUGUCAAUUGGGAUAAAUUUAUUACCAAAGCUUUGCAUAAAUUAGGGAGGUUGUUUUUUCGGAAAAUCUCAUUGGAUUACUAGACAUUUAACUCCAUUUACUUUCCUUCUCCGACCUGAGGCCAGUUGAAAUGGGGUUCACUCAGCAUAUUAAGUGAUUACCUUCUGGUUGAAGCAACUCAUCCUUAAUUGAUCACUUCCUUCUCGUCUCGGGGUAAAAUCCAACCCAGCCAUUUCCCAAAUCAGCCAACUCAAUAGAGCCCAAAUUAUUGGACCCCUUCAUUUAUAUUCUUGUUCUUCAAACAACCACUCUUUUUAAUAAAACGAGGGGGUAUUGAUUUAUUAUAUGUCAUAGUGCUAAGGUAAGGGGACUACUGCUAUACCAGUGCAUGUACCUUAGCACCCGCAUUAUACCUGUAUUUUGUGUGAUUUGAUCAGCUUGUCGGUUUUUAUAUCUUCUCUAAUCCUUUCAUUUCCUUUUUUGUUCACAAUUAGUAUUUUUUGCAGCCUGAUCAAUCGGUACCUUCAUCCCAUUUUAUUCACGUCUUAUUCUUCAUUAGAAAGAAGGGCAAUCAAUGCUACUUUUAGAGGAUAAGUUACCAUCUAGGAACUCUGUUUACAAAACUACAAGUUCGUUGCUUCUAUCUCCGCCGUAGUUACUGUACACUAGUCACGAAAAGCUGUUUACGAUAACAACAUCAGUCAUAAAUGAUAAAAAAAUAAAAGGGAUGUUAAAAUAAAUACGUUGAAAAAUAACGUACCUACAAUCCGUUUUUACCAGAGCUCAAAUUUUAUUUCCUGCAUUUCAAAUUAAACUAGUCAGAUUUAAAUUACGCGUCAUUUUUACUUCUAUGUUAAUUCAAUUCAAUGCUUUUAUCUUUUCUUUAAACUUCAUUAAACUCCCCAGACAUUUAAAAGCUACCUCACUCGAUUUAAUUAUAAUAAAAGAACUAUUUCUCUGUUCAAGUUCUAGUAAAGCCCGCUUUAGAGCAAAAAUCACCUCGCUAUGAAUUUUCUCUUACUUUUCAGCCGACAAGGCAAAAUUAGAUUACACCGUUGGUACCAAGCUUAUAGUGAAAAGGAACGGCGAAAAAUUCUCAAAGAUGUUCCUUACAUCGUCUGCAAUAGGAAACCUCGUAUGUCAAACGUCGUAGAAUGGAGCAAUGGUUUGAAGCUAGUCUACAAACGAUACGCCAGCUUGAUAUUCUGCGUCGCUGUCGAAAACGAGGACAAUGAACUCUUAGUACUGGAAAUUAUUCACAGAUAUGUUGAAUUACUCGACGCUUAUUUCGGAAAUGUUUGCGAGCUGGACGUCAUUUUCAACUUCGAAAAAGCCUACCACAUCUUAGACGAGUUUAUUCUUGGUGGUUACGUUCAAGAAAGCAGUCGGAAAUUAUGCCUGGAUGCGAUGUGCGAAGCCGAUUUGCUAGCGGGCGAAGUCGACGUUAAGAAGAUUCUAGAAGAAGUUGGACUCUAUUAA
Symsagittifera roscoffensis is the source of this 1794-nucleotide messenger RNA. RefSeq names its product AP-1 complex subunit sigma-2-like. The transcript has a single exon. Lineage: Eukaryota; Metazoa; Xenacoelomorpha; Acoela; Convolutidae. The record is from RefSeq and is a predicted model, not a curated record. Gene Ontology annotation, molecular function: clathrin-cargo adaptor activity. Gene Ontology annotation, cellular component: AP-1 adaptor complex; intracellular membrane-bounded organelle. Gene Ontology annotation, biological process: vesicle-mediated transport; protein transport. Bases 1321 to 1794 code for a protein of 157 amino acids.